This is a messenger RNA of Gilbertella persicaria, 1239 nucleotides long. Its product is annotated as Cupredoxin. Lineage: Eukaryota; Fungi; Mucoromycota; Mucoromycetes; Mucorales; Choanephoraceae. Gene Ontology annotation, molecular function: copper ion binding; oxidoreductase activity. The transcript has a single exon. Bases 95 to 1207 code for a protein of 370 amino acids. The record is from RefSeq and is a predicted model, not a curated record.
AUUUUAACAGCUCAUUUCCUUUCGCUUAUUUCUUGGUUGGGCUGAGCUCUUUUUUCGCCUUUCUUUUUCUUCAAAAAAUGAUAUUCAAAUCAAUAUGAACAUCUUUAUUAUAUUCUGUAUUCUGCUGUUCUUUAUUUAUGAAAUAUGCUCACUACCAACUACGAAUCGCACUAUUCGACAGUUCUAUAUAGCAGCGGAGGAAGAGCUUUGGGAUUAUGCACCUAUGCACUGGGACAAUGUCCGAGAUCUUCCCCUGACCAAAUCGCCUGCUGCGCUCUACACUGUAUAUCGCAAAAACAGGCGUAUAGGUUCAACUUACCAAAAAGCAUUUUACCGACAAUAUCGAGACGAAAGCUUCACUAAUCCUAUCGCGCAUGAUACUGUACUGGGUAACUUGGGCCCUAUCAUUCGCGCAGAAGCAGGCGAUCAGAUCCAUAUUACUUUUCUGAACCGAGCAAGAUAUCCGCAUAGUUUGCAUCCUCAUACGUCCAAUGGUCCAUCUAGAUUACCAGGCAAAUUUGUUCAACCAGGACAAACGUAUCGUUAUGUAUGGGAUAUUCCAUCUGACUAUACGUUUCCCGAGAAUCAGUCCUCUGUUGUCUGGGCUUAUUCCUCUAAGGCUUCUCCUAAAGGAGAUGUCAAUGCUGGCUUGUUAGGACUGGUGGUCAUCUAUCAAAAAGGAACAUUAGAAUACCCUUCUCCUGGUGCCAUGUUUGAAAGACCUAUAGGCAUUGAUCAAGAAGUAUUUACAUUAAUGACCAACACAGACGAAUCCGAAUCCACUUAUUUUAAAGAGUCAGGCGAACGUGUUGGACUCAGCAUGGAACGUAUGCAUGAAUUAAAGGCCCAUGAUCCCUUAUUUAGUGAAUCGAAUCGCAUGUAUCAUAUCAAUGGUUAUGUCUAUAACAACAAUAAGGUGAUCAAUUUGGUCUAUGGAUCUCGUGUUCGUUGGUAUAUCGUAUCUUUUGGCGUUUCUGAUGAAGAUGUGCAUACAGCUCACUGGCAUGGUGCUACUAUGUUGCAGCAUGGUCGUCGAGUAGAUGUGGUUGAUUUAACGCCUAUUAGUUUUGAAGUAGUGGACAUGGUGCCUGAUAAUCCUGGACAAUGGCUUUUUCAUUGUCAUGUUGCUUCUCAUUUCGAGUCUGGUAUGAGUGCCUUUUAUCAAGUAGAAGAAGUGAUUUACACAGGUGAUGAAGGUUGGGAGUGAUUUUUCCAAAUAAAAUAUUGUUUUUUUUUCUU